CUCUGAAAGAAUUUAGUUUUGUCAGGAAUCAGAGACGUAUGUUUCGUGCUCGGUGGAAGGUGCACACAGUGGUUGCACCACAAUAAACAAAGUGAUCGUGUGUUGCGUAUUCAUAAUAUUUUCGAAGCAGUACAUUUUGUAGUUGGAAAUCUGCGUAUAUGUACGGAAAUAUGCGUGAAAGAGAAGAAUUUUGUCGAAGUUUUCCACCGGGACAACCGAUCCAGGCACCGACAGCACGAGCUCUAGGCCUUGAUGCUUUGCACAAUCUUUGUAAAGAGAUCUAUCCGGACCAAAGCAAUCCGCUCACUGUCACUGCAGUUGUAAAAUACUGGUUGGGGGGUCCAGAUCCUCUCGACUACAUAAGCAUGUACGAAAAUUCUGGCCGCCCGGAAUUGGGAAUACCACCACAUUGGCACUAUAUUAGUUUUGGAUUAUCAGAUCUGCAUGGAGAUGGGCGAAUACAUCCAAAAAGUGGUCCAGGUCGUCCGAGUGGCUUUGGAUUUGAGCUAACAUUUAGAUUAGUCAGGGAAAGGAACGAGAUGACUCCUCCCACUUGGCCAGCAAAUGUGAUGCAACAGUUAGCAAAAUAUGUUUUUAAUUCUGGUAACAUGUUGUUACCUGGAGACCAUGUUUCAUGGCAUGCACCUUUAGACAAUGGCAGUGGGCGCAUCACGCAAAUUCUAAUGGGCAGGGAUCCACAGUUACCAGCAUCCAUAUCUACGCCACAUGGUGAUGUUUCAUUUGUUCAAAUUGUAGGAGUUACUUCUGAAGAACUACAAGCUGCACAGCAUUGGAAUGGUUUAGGCCUUGUAAAUUUACUGAAGUCUAGUCGUGGUUGCGGACCAUGGUUGUUAACUGAGAUGAGAAGGAUGUACUCUGUUAUGGAAGAUGAUCCCUCUAUAGCAGAGAAAAUAGAAACUGGUAUAGAAAAGGAGGGUUCUAAUUUAAGUGGUGUAUCUGCGAAAUGUUGGUGGGUCCAAGUAAACAGUGAUAAAAGUACAGAGAAAUAUAGAGAGACAAAAAGCGAAUCAGACGAAGAAGAUGAAGAUAUAAAACCAAUUAUUAAGUCAGAAAGAUUGUCUCCUUGUGAGCAAGAUACAAAUUUACCAAACGAAAGUUUUAUCAAAGUUUUACCAGGUCUUCAUUUGACAUUUAAUCUUGAAGCCGGAUCUUUGUUACCAUUAGCAAUAAAGGGUCGUGUUAUGCACGGAAGGCAUUUCACGUUCAAAUCAAUAUUAUCUAAUACAGCGAUAACGAUAGUUGCUCCUUCAGUUACGGGCACUUUAGUGUCUAAAGAAAAACCAUAUGUAGUUCAGGGACCAUGGUUACAAGUUCUGCUUCCAGAAGAUCUGAGUGAAAAUAUGGCUCAAGAGUUCCAAAUUCUAAAUUCACCAAAUCAGAUUCAACUUCCAAAGACGUUUUCUUGGCCUGAACAUAAACUGGUUAUUACCGUUGUAAAUGACUGAGAAACUUAACUUAGUACUGCUACAAAUAUCGUAAAACCGAAUUAGGAUAAAUUGACGUAAGCAAAGUAUUAUCUAAUUUUAUUACAGAAGCGAACUACAGCGAAAUAAUUUAUAAUCAAAUG
Bombus pascuorum is the source of this 1588-nucleotide messenger RNA. RefSeq names its product suppressor of fused homolog (gene Su(fu)). The record is from RefSeq and is a predicted model, not a curated record. NCBI's taxonomy places the organism in Eukaryota, Metazoa, Arthropoda, Insecta, Hymenoptera, Apidae. Gene Ontology annotation, molecular function: transcription factor binding. The transcript has 7 exons. Gene Ontology annotation, cellular component: nucleus; cytoplasm. The coding region runs from base 159 to 1466 and encodes 435 amino acids.